Molecule: messenger RNA, 1178 nt
Organism: Myotis lucifugus (little brown bat)
Lineage: Eukaryota; Metazoa; Chordata; Mammalia; Chiroptera; Vespertilionidae
Product: protein LEG1 homolog
Exons: 7
Coding region: 11-1075 (354 amino acids)
Source: RefSeq, a predicted model, not a curated record
UUUUGUUACCAUGACUUUCCAUCUUUCUUGGGUCUCUGUAAUAGUUGGUUGUAUAUCUGCUCCUUCGGUUGGAACAACCAAUAACUCAGAUUUACGCCCCCCUCUGUGGAAAGAGAUCCCAGUAGUAUCCAGUCUCUCAGAUGCAUAUCCCCCUCUGUGGAAAGAUUGUCCUGAUAAGCUUAGUGAUUACAAGAUAGAAAAUGGAAAGUACAUCAUUAAUUUCUGGCAUUACCUUGAAAGACAAGGAGCAUAUAAAAUCCUAUUGAAUGAAACAGCCAAGUAUUUUGAAAAAUUUGCACCAGAAAAUGAACAAAAUAUUUUGUGGGGAUUACCUAUACAUCAUGGGUGGCAAUAUCAUACAGGCAGAUUAGCUGACCCCACCCAAAGAACAGACUGCGGCCAUAAGUCUGGGGAUCAUCUGUGCAUCUCUGUAGACAGUUGGUGGGCCGACCUUAAUUUUUAUCUCUCUGCAAUGCCCUUCCUUGCUGCAGUUGAUUCUGGCAUAAUGGGGAUACCAUCAGACAAUGUCACAUUGCUGCCACCAUACAAGGAUCAGAUGAGUUUUUGUUUUAAUGUUUCUAGCUGUCGUUCAUCCUUUCCAGAAGCAAUGAAAAAGUGGAAUGAAUUUUACCAGCAUUUAAAAUCCAAUUCUAGUAGUUUUGAUGACCUGCUGAAGUACUUAUGGGCUGCACAUGUCUCAUCCUUGGAGGUUGCUCAUAAAAAUUUUCACAACAGGUUAAGGUAUUAUUCUAAACAAGAAGCAGAUUUUGGAAGAAAUUGGGCUUUGUUUGUGGAUUAUUUAGCUCCACCCCUCUUUCCUACAACUUUGAUUAGAACUUAUGAAUUCCAGAAAGGUCUGCCCACACGAGUGCUCCUUAGUGGGGACCGACCCCUCUUCAUCAGUGACUUUACUGGCUUUCAGAAAAGUGUCCUGCUUACUCUAAAUCUUUUGCACAUUGUGCAUAAGUAUACAGGAACACUGUCUUUCAUUGUAUGGAAAACUUUAAUGAAGUCAGAAAUUGCAAGAGAACUGUUUCUAGAGAUUUUGGAAUUCAUCCUUCACUAUUUUAAUUAAGUACUUCUGGAAAUCUGUAAUAAAACAAAAAUCUAUGAGAAUAGUUCCUUGAGAAAAAGUGUUCUCAACAAUUAGUCUUGCAUAUUUGCAUAAUUUUGUCUUG